GCUUUCAAGUGGUCGUCAUGGAGGCCAUCGCAGGACUUAGCCUUGCAGCUAAUAUUCUGCAGGUUGUGGACUUCACCACGAAAAUCUUUUCGACUGCGAAUGAGUUUCGCAAAGCAGGUUCCACUGUCCAGAAUCACGAGUUAGAAGUGGUAGUUCGAGAUUUAACGGCGCUCAAUGAACGUACCAAAUUGUGGGCUCGCCCUAAUCCGGCCAGUUCAGGCCCGUUGGAGAAGGACAGCCAGGCACUCGAACAUCUGGCUGUUGAGUGCCAGAACAUUGCCCAAGAACUUCUCAUCAAGCUCGAGUCAUUGCGAUGUUCCAAAGAGGCGACCAUACACAAAACGAUCCUCAGCGCACUGAGAGUAAUUUGGAACGCGAAAACGAUUCAGGAGAUCCAGUCUCGACUUCAAACAAUGCGUGAUGAGCUUCAAUUCAGGAUCUUGGUCUCUAUCAGGGAAGAUCAAUUGCAAGGAUUAGACGAAGACAGUCGAAAGGCCAUCCAAAGUAUAUUGGAAAGCAACAAAGAAUUGUCUAUGAAAGUGACUUCACAAACCGAAAAGAUCCUGGAUCGACAGAAUGCGGACAGUGCACUAGCUUCAUUGCGCCACAAUGAGGUCUUGCAUGCCAUCACCAACCGAAAGUUGCAGCAGUACAGUAUACAAGAUGUGACACGCGAAAUCAAGGAUCGUUUACAUUUCACCACAAAAGACGACAGAUACGAUGACAUCACUGCCGCCCAUCAAAAUACCUUCAAUUGGGCCUUAGAAGGAUGCACGAAAGGUCCCUCAAGCUGGUCCAGCCUCACAGACUGGCUUCGAGCGGAUGGUGGCGUGUAUUGGAUUAACGGGAAGGCCGGAUCUGGGAAGUCAACAUUGAUGAAGUAUCUGUAUCGAGACUCCCGCUUUAUGGAGGCGCUGAGGUUCUGGGCCGGAGAAGAUCGUUUGAUAGUUGCCGACUUUUACUUCUGGAACCCAGGUGCCCCCAUCCAAAAGUCACAGGAAGGCCUGUUUCGUUCGUUGCUUUGGCAGGUGCUCGACCAGAAUGCGUCUCUGGCAUCUACACUUUUUGCGGAGCAGUACCUACCCCGCGCAGAAUGGAACGAAUUUCCUACUUUUCACCAACUGCGUCGAGCGUUUGGAAGACUCACGAGCCAUUCUCUCAAUUCGACGAAGCUUGCAAUAGUAAUCGAUGGUCUGGACGAAUUCGAUGCUCAGGGAACGACGAUGACGGACCUUGGGGAGAUGUUAAUCACUGCCACCAAAGGUAACAGUGUCAAAGCUCUUUUAUCAAGCAGGCCGCUUCCGGCUUUCGUGGAUUGUUUCGCUAGUCAGCCGCAGCUCGAGCUCCAGCAGCUCACACAUGACGAUAUUACAGCUUAUGUGAAUGACAAUCUGGUACAGCACCCGCAGAUGGUGCAUUUGACAGCUGAUCACAACAAGGAAGCUAAAGCGCUUGUGGAGGAGAUAGUCAGCUCAGCUUCAGGUGUUUUCCUAUGGGUUAAACUUGUAGUGAGGUCACUUCUUGGAGGUCUACAAAAUGGCGAUAAGAUCGGGGAUCUUCAAUCACGACUACAAGACUUACCGCGAGAUCUUGAGGCGCUUUUUACACACAUGCUGAGUGCCGUGCCUGCCCGCUACAAACCACAAGCGGCAUGCAUAUUCCAAAUACUCCGAUGCAACGACGAAGGCAUUGGGCACCCUCAUCCAUUCCGCCAGGUCGAGGCAAGGCCGUUGUCCGCUAUUAGACUUUCCUAUGCCGAAGCAAAGAUUAAUGAAAUCUUAGACGCAGACAUCUCUCCAUUAUCAGAAGAUCAGAUGAGGGGCAAAGAGGGCGAGAUAGAACGUCGACUACGAAGCCGUUGCGCAGGUCUUUUAGAGCUCCGCUUACGAGCCAAAUCCCAGGAAGAACAAACGAGUCAGAUCCGCCAACGUGUUCAGAAGGACGUAGUCUAUCUUCACAGAACUGUUGCCGAAUUUCUUCACGAACCAAAAACUUGGAAUGAGCUGGUAAGCCAUGCAGACAGGUUGGGAUUUCAUGCUCCUGCAGCUGUGCUACAAUCAUUGGUGGCAGAAGUCAAGUUUUUCAACCUGGGACUGCAACCACAGGCCAAUUGUGAAGUUCCUUGGGAGCUUAUAAUAGACGCGAUGAUUUUUGCGCGGCUUACGGAGGCACAAACUCAGACCAGCGCCCGAAGACUUCUCGACGAACUUGAUAGAGCAAUGACGACUUACGUACCGACAGCUACAGGAAGAUGGAAGGGAGGCAAUUACGAUGGAGCAACUUGGUGCGAUACCUUCGAAGAGGAUUACAACAGAGCUGCGCCUUGGCAUGACAACUUCAUGUCUUUGAAUGUGAGGUUUGGCAUGACAUUAUACGUUCGAGACACGAUUCUCGCAAAAGGCUCGCGUUGCUUGAUCAAACCUGGUAGACCGCUACUCGAUUACGCCUGCAGACCUGAGCCAAGACGUGGAGAAUGGUCAGCCUUCAGCGACCCUGACCUCGUUCAGACCUUAUUGCUAAAUGGUGCUAAGCCGAAUGAUGAGUUCAACGGGUUCAGUGCCUGGCAAAACUGUCUGUAUACACAGAACGAAGACACUUUCAAGUGGCUAUCAAUAUUGAAACUCCUAGUUCUGCAUGGGGCAGAUGUUAAUGCUUCCAUUGAGAAGAGGCAUUACCAACGGCGAAGUUAUGUGGUUGGUAUCGAAAAGACCACUGCAUUAGCUGUAGUCCAGAGAUUCUCCAAAAGCCUUGGAGCAGAGGAUUCUGCCGAGAGAAGGGAGGGGCUCCGCGAGUAUGGACCAUCAUGGCCCAUGACCAGACAAUCUGCAACGGAAACCAAAUCGAACGUUAAGGAAUUGAAGGCAUUGCUCAUCAAGAGAGGCGCGAAGGACGUGUGCAAAGGGAGCAAGGAAGUGUACAAAGGGAGCAAGAAAGUGUACGAAGGGAGCAAUUCAAGGCUCUAUGGUGAACGAGUGACGCGAUUUAUGAAAAGUUUGCUUCGAAGGGACCGCGGGUGAUGGCUUGGGCUGAUUACAGCCCGAUGAUGCAAGUUGGUCAAGGCCUAUCAAGCCAAUGAAGAGGUUGCCUGUUAUAUUUGAACUGAAGGUCGACUGAUGUAAACAGCUGAGUUGUUCAUGGAAGUUCUGAAGGCGGAGCAAUUCUUGUUGUAUACACUAUCAGCCCAAAGUGAGCCCAGACUAUCAGUCUUUUCAAAGCCACCCCGCCCUCAGCAGCUUAUUUCCGAACUCCAAAAGAUAGUAAUCUGCAUAAACUAACCCAUGAUCAGCGUAUUUCUUGUGCGCAUGCUCAUUCCAGUUCGUUGUGCUGUUCCUCAGUAUACACUCGAAACCUGUUUCUUUGAUUUUCAGCUCCGAUGCUGUCGCGCCACCGUUAACGCCAUUCCCAUUCACCAUAGCCUUGACCGGUGCUU
Messenger RNA from Alternaria alternata, 3430 nucleotides. RefSeq lists its product as hypothetical. The coding region runs from base 18 to 3017 and encodes 999 amino acids. NCBI's taxonomy places the organism in Eukaryota, Fungi, Ascomycota, Dothideomycetes, Pleosporales, Pleosporaceae. The record is from RefSeq and is a predicted model, not a curated record. The transcript is spliced from 2 exons.